AUGUCCUUUUUACCAGAAGAUAAUGUCUCGUUUCCUGGUUGUAUUCUUCGCGUGGCUGGUAUGCCUCCUACACCUGAAUUUGGGGUUAUGGAUUCAUUUUAUGCUAGACUCAAUUCCUUGAAAUUCGCGACUUCCCAGUUGGCCACUGGAACAUGCCGUCAGCUAGCGAGAGAGUAUGGUUUCACUGUAAAGCAAGAAACAAGCGCCAAUAAGGCAAGACUAUCGGACUCGAAAAAGACUGGCAAGCAAACUAAAAGAAAACGAUCCUCUCUUCGAUGUGAUUGUAAAUGGCGAAUUGUUUUGUUCCAAAAUGAAGAAGAUCGUCUAUGGGAAUUUAGGAAAUCACAAAAUCCACAAUCUUCCGAACAUAAUCAUGAGCUGUCACCACCUGAACAUAUUCCAUUGCCGUGGCCGCCACGUGUCGUGGAACGUAUUGCAUAUCAUGCCAGUUUGGGGUUGGCGACGAACGAAAUACGCAUUGCUGUCCAACAAGAAUUUCCUAAUAUAUUGUGGGAUGAAAGAAGGUUUUACAAUAGAUUAUCGGAAGAAAGACGCAAGAUUAAAGCUAGGGAAACGGAAACUCGAGUGAUCGAAACGAUGGCGAUGGCUGCUCGUGUCGCUGCUCUUGUCUGUUCAAGCAAAGAAUACACGGAAAAAGUUCACCAAGCACUCAAUACAGUGAUUCCUUCAACUGAAUCUACGCCAUCACCAUUGUGCGAUCCUAUUUUAUAUCCUCCAAUGUCUUUUCCGUCUACCUCUUCAAACCUUGAUCUUUUAUGUAGCUACCCUGCAGGCACCAUUUUAGUUAAAAACAUACCAAGUCAGAAAGGACGGCCAAGUAAAAAGAAUCAACAACAGUCACAAAAAUUAAAUGAUGAUUCAUCGCUCAAGUUCGACAAUAUGAGAAAUGCUGAAGUCAAUAACGCCGAACAUUUUGGAAGAAUAGAGCGUGAAAGAUAUGAAAAUGUUGCUCCAUCGUUUGAAAAUCCCGUCAAAGAUAAAGAGUCUCUUCUUAUUGAUAUUGGAGAAUCUCGAGUUCUUGAAAAUAAUGUGUUGGCUUUUCAUGAACAGGCUUCAUCUUUCGAAAAUGAUAGUAGCUCGCAAAGUACUGUCAGUCUUCCUAGUCCCAUAAUGGUGGAGAAUGCUGUCGAAUAUGAAAAUCAAAAUGAGAACCACGCAUCAAGAUACCAGAAUAUGACGACGACAGAUCCUUCCAUUCCGGUUAAAUAUGAAUAUCAAAUUAAUGAUGAAAGGAAUACUAUCAAUAAUUUCUCGUCUUCGGAAAGAAUUCCAUCGUCCAAUGAUGUUAAUUGUAUAAGUACAAAUUAUCAUUCGGGACUUAACGUACUUGCAGGCGCGACUUCAUUAUUGCCGCCUAAUUUUGAACAACAAGAAAUGAUGUCUUCCGCCGCAUCUAAUGGGAAUUCAUCUUUAUAUUGCCAAAUACCAACUAAUAGAAUGAUGAAUCAUCAAACUUCAGUAAUGAUGAACACGAAUCAUCGUUUUAACAAUAGUUUAUCAUUAGGCCAGCAUAUUCCUCCUUGGACCAAUUAUAAAGACUCAGUAAUUGGCGGCAACGUAGCCAUAGAUUCAGCUCAAAAAAAUAACAGAAAUACGAUGGCUAUGGAUUUACUAUCGAAUGGAAGCCAUUUACUAACUGACAGCACCAUUUCCGGACAUAUAGAUCAUAACAAGACUCGUCUUAAUCAAAAAAGUCCUAUUUUGGCCUCAAUUGAAACCGCAAAAUCGAAUUGUGCUUCAAAAUUUCGGGAUGCAAAUGACAACAGAAUUGGAUAUUUGGAAGGCACUUCACCUGUCGAACUAAGUUCUUUUGAUGACAAUGAUACAUCUUCAAUACCUAUGGUCAAAGGAUCUUUGUCACCCGAUAAUAAUCCUUCGAUAUCUGACCAGAAAUUAGCAUGUAACACUUGUUCUUCCAGCGUUAAUAGCAAUUCUUCGAUUGAUGAGGGUUUUUUGUCAAGUGAAGUAGAAUCAAUAAAUUGCGAUAAUUCAUUGCAUGAUCAACAACAAAGCGAAAAUGCUAAUAUUGGCAACACAUCCACUUUUGGAGCGAGUCAAAUACAAAAUGGUAAUCAAUCACAACUUUCAGAAACACAUUGUUGGAAUGGACCAACAUCUAUAGGCGGGAUUCCAAGCCCACCUUCUUUGAGUGACAUGCCACCAUUAGCCGGUAUGCAGACAUUAGGCGGUAAUUCAGUUACUAUAAAACCAGCAGAUCCAUGCCAUUGGAAUUUUGCCUAUAAUGCAAUGCCACCGCGAAUGAUUACACACCAACCUUCACAAUCAGCGCCGCAAAUUGGUCUACCUGUAAGCGCGCAGGUUCCGUCGAAUCCUCAAUAUCACAGCUAUACACAUUUACACACUCAAAAUACUUGGUAUCAAAGCAACGCGAACCAUUAA
Ambispora gerdemannii is the source of this 2421-nucleotide messenger RNA. The record is from the annotation of a GenBank genome assembly. NCBI's taxonomy places the organism in Eukaryota, Fungi, Glomeromycota, Glomeromycetes, Archaeosporales, Ambisporaceae.